Messenger RNA from Ramularia collo-cygni, 771 nucleotides. RefSeq names its product probable Ni-binding urease accessory protein (UreG). The transcript has 3 exons. The coding region runs from base 1 to 771 and encodes 256 amino acids. NCBI's taxonomy places the organism in Eukaryota, Fungi, Ascomycota, Dothideomycetes, Mycosphaerellales, Mycosphaerellaceae. Gene Ontology annotation, molecular function: GTPase activity; nickel cation binding. The record is from RefSeq and is a predicted model, not a curated record.
AUGUCACACUCUCACGAAGGUGGACAAUCCCACUCCCACGCGGCCGCCGACCAUGGCCACACGCACGAGAUCCUCAACGGCCCAGGCYCAUUUCUCGGCCGCGAAAUGCCCAUAAUCGAAGGACGAGACUGGAACGAACGUGCCUUUACCAUAGGCAUUGGCGGGCCCGUCGGCUCAGGCAAAACAGCUCUAAUGCUCGCCCUCUGCCUCGCCCUACGCGACAAAUACAACAUAGCCGCCGUAACCAACGACAUUUUCACGCGCGAAGACUGCGAAUUCCUCACACGCCACCACGCCCUCCCAGCCUCACGCAUCCGAGCGAUAGAAACAGGCGGAUGCCCGCACGCAGCCGUCCGCGAAGACAUUUCGACGAAUCUCGCGGCCUUGACGGAUUUGCAUCGGGAAUUCGGGACGGAGAUGUUGUUGAUUGAGAGUGGAGGGGAUAAUCUUGCGGCGAAUUAUUCGAGGGAGUUGGCGGAUUUUAUUGUUUAUGUUAUUGAUGUUAGUGGCGGGGAUAAGAUUCCUAGGAAAGGUGGACCGGGGAUUACGCAGAGUGAUCUUUUGAUUGUUAAUAAGACGGAUUUGGCGGAGUUGAUUGGGGCGGAUUUGGGGGUUAUGGAUCGGGAUGCUAGGAAGAUUCGAGAAGGAGGACCGACGAUUUUCGCUCAGGUGAAGAAUGGUAAAGGGAUGGAUCAUAUUGUUGAUUUGAUUCUAUCUGCGUGGCGGAGCAGCGGAGCUGCAGCCGCAUGCGAGGCUGCUAAAAAGAAGUAA